AUGUCAGUGGCAGCAUCUGUGACACACUCUGCCUCUAUACUGCCUUCUCUACGGAAAAACCAAGUGGCCUUGAAGGAGGGUAAGAUAAAGUUUCAGACUUGGGCUCAGCAGAAGAGGGACAUGAGGCUGGGGCCAGUGCCAGGAUCUUCAUGUUUCAGUUUGAGGAUUGUGUUGCUCUUGGUGAUUUCUCUGCCAAGCUUGUACUGUGACCUGGGAUCAGUAUAUUACUCUUCCUAUGAAACAGUCACCCCCAAGAGUCUGACAGUGGAAGGAAGGGAAGACCAAGUGGAAAAGCUCUCCUAUGUGCUAUUUAUGCAGGGCCAGAAGCAGUUGAUUCAACUGAAGGUGAAGAGAGACUAUUUUGUGAAUAACUUUCCAGUCUUCAGCUACCACGAUGGCAUCCUGGGGCAAGAAAUGCCUUUCAUCUCACAUGACUGUCAUUAUGAAGGCUACAUAGAAGGAAUCCCAGGUUCUUUUGUUUCUGUCAACACCUGUUCAGGCCUCAGGGGCGUCCUGAUUAAGGAGGAAAAAUCCUAUGGCAUUGAGCCCAUGCACUCUUCAAAACGGUGUGAACAUGUGCUGUACACCAUGGCCCAUGAAGCUCCAGUCUCCUGUAGUGUCACUUCCAAUGACAGCCAAGUGGCAUUCACCAGCCGGCAACAAGAGAGCAGCAAGCCUCGCAGUCGGCAGGUGCCAUCCUACUUGUGGUCACACACCAAGUACGUGGAGAUGUUUGUCGUGGUCGACAACCAGCGGUUCCAAAUGUGGGGCAGUGACGUCAAUGAGACAGUCCAGAGAGUAAUGGACAUCAUUGCUCUGGCCAACAGCUUCACCAGGGGAAUAAACACAGAGGUGGUGCUGGCUGGAAUGGAGAUUUGGACUGAGGGGGACCUCAUAGAGGUCCCAGUGGACCUGCGAGUUGCACUCAGGAAUUUCAAUAGCUGGAGACAAGAGAGGCUCUUCCAUCGUGUGAAGCAUGAUGUUGCCCACAUGAUCGUUGGACACCAUCCUAAAGAGGAUACGGGGCAGGCAUUUCUCAGCGGUGCCUGUUCAAGUGAUUUUGCAGCAGCCAUUGAAUCCUUCCACCAUGAGGAUGUCCUCCUGUUUGCAGCACUCAUGGUCCAUGAGCUUGGGCACAACUUGGGUAUUCCGCAUGACCAUUCGGCCUGCGUUUGUAAAGAUAAACCCUUUGGCCUCAUGCGUGAAAAUAUCACUAAAGAAAGUGGCUUCAGCGACUGCAGCUCUGACUUCUUCUACCAGUUCCUCUGGGAACACAAAGGGGCCUGCCUAUUUAACAAGCCUGGGCACAGAGGCCGCUUACGGAGGAAAGCCCAAUGUGGUAAUGGUCUCCUGGAGGACACUGAACAGUGUGACUGUGGUUCUGAUUGUGACAUUCACCCGUGUUGUGACCAGGAAUGUAUGCUGAAGGCUCAUGCAUUGUGUAAUCCUGGACCCUGCUGUAAUAAUUCGUGCCAAUAUGAACCAACUGGACACAGCUGCCGUCCUGCUUUGGGGGAGUGUGACCUUCCAGAGUUUUGUCUUGGUAACUCUGGAGAAUGCCCCUCAGACACCUACAAGCAAGAUGGUACACCAUGUCAGCAAGGUUACUUCUGUGUUCAGGGUCACUGCAGGAACCAUGAUGUUCAAUGUGCUGACAUUUUUGGGUACCCUUCAAGAUCUGCCUCUCCUGACUGUUACCAGUUAUUUAACGUGAAAGGGAAUAGGUUUGGAAACUGUGGUAUUCCCAAUUCGAGUAACCCAGCAUAUAUUCAAUGUGCAGAGAAGGAUCUACUUUGUGGGAAAGUUGUAUGUACAAAUGUGCAACAGCUACCUAUUAUCAAACCCAAUUGUACACUGAUACAGGUCCCUCAUGGAGAUGACUACUGCUGGUCCAUGGAUCAGUAUGACACUACUGAUAUCCCUGAUUAUGGAGAUUCAGCGAGUGGCAAUCUCUGUGGCUCAGACAAAGUCUGCAUGGAGUCCUCCUGCAUAGAUUCCUCUGUUCUCAGUUAUGAUUGUGAUCUACAGGAAAUGUGUAAUGGAAAAGGAGUCUGCAACAAUUAUAAGCACUGCCAUUGUGAGGCUGGUUUUGCCCCUCCUAACUGCAAAACUCCAGGAACUGGUGGUAGUGUGGACAGUGGCCCCCCUGGUAUGGAACCUGAUGAACUGCCAGUAGGUGGAGGUGGAAAUGAAAACAAUACCACUGGUAACAAACGUCAAGAAGCUCUCUUAGACUCGAUGAUCAUAAUACUUCUUAUACUUUUUUUCAUAAUAUUAAUAAUCAUAAUUGUUUGCAUCACCAAGAUUUGUAGACAGGCAAAAGAAGAAGUCCCUCCACCAGAAGGGGAACCAGCAGAGGCUGCUGCAGCAGAUGCUGCCCUGGAAGAGGCUCCCCAAGAAGAGGAGGGAGAGAGAGAGGAGGAAGAGGAGGAAGAGGAAGAAUCAGAGCCAUAA
This is a messenger RNA of Physeter macrocephalus (sperm whale), 2454 nucleotides long. RefSeq names its product disintegrin and metalloproteinase domain-containing protein 1a-like. The record is from RefSeq and is a predicted model, not a curated record. Gene Ontology annotation, molecular function: metalloendopeptidase activity. NCBI's taxonomy places the organism in Eukaryota, Metazoa, Chordata, Mammalia, Artiodactyla, Physeteridae. The coding region runs from base 1 to 2454 and encodes 817 amino acids. Gene Ontology annotation, biological process: male gonad development; proteolysis; binding of sperm to zona pellucida. The transcript has a single exon. Gene Ontology annotation, cellular component: external side of plasma membrane; plasma membrane; sperm head plasma membrane.